GUGUGUUUGGAUCAACUGGUGUGCAAUGGGAAGAUAUUUACUCCACAAGGGGAAACAAUCCUGAAUUCGUCCAUAUUUCCUUUGCUUGGAUGAAAAAUAAAGCACUGUAUUUGAGUAUCUGGGAGAUUCUCUAGCUUUAAGCUGUCUGGCAUGAGUCCUAGCAUUAGGCAUUUAAAAUCUCAUCUGCACAGGAUCAGACUCCUCCCCUACAGUCUUUUUUAGGUCCAGUUUUCCGUUAGGGUCUGUUGUCAAACAGCUGUGGCUUAAGGGACAGGUGGAAGUUUGAGAAUGUUGAAUGAGUUCAGUGGGAGCAGCUGUCAAACCGGCUUCAUAGCAUAACCGGCAUUGUCUUAGCCGUGUUGAAAGGACCCUAAGCAAGGGACAGAAAGAAAAGAAGAGAGAAAGACCAGAAGAAAAGACUGAGGGAGGCUGGGACACCCGGUAUGAUGCUCUCAGAACGGCUGACAGAUGAUGGAGAGGGUUGCUUUCAGCUAUGUAACGUGUUUAGGCAGAACAUGGAGAUAGACCAGUGUCUGCUGGAGUCUCUGCCGUUGGGUCAGCGUCAGAGGCUGGUUAGACGGAUGCGUUGCGAGCAGCUGCGCCUCUACUACGAGCGAGAACGGACGCUGCAGAAGCAGAGCCUCCCCAAGUCCCGGUCAGCCAACCGCAAAAAACAGAGGAUCAGCUUUACACCUCCAGACAUCAUCCAGGACGCAAUCAUACGGCAUGAUGACAAAGAGGUGUUAAGGCUGCUGAAGGAGGGAGUUGACCUGAACACGGUUAUUUCCUCAGGAGGAUCUCUGCUCCAUCUGUGUGCCCGCCAUGACAAUGUGUUCGCAGCAGAGGUUCUGAUCGAGAAAGGACUGAAUGUUAACCUGCAGGAUGAAGACCUUUGGACCGCCCUGCAUGUGGCCUGUGCCUGUGAUCACGCUGAUAUGGUUCUACUGCUGCUGCUGGCCGGGGUCAAUGUUCUGCUUCAGGACGUAAACGGGAACAUACCACUUGAUUAUGCCACUGAAGGGACGGAAACCAGCUACAUCCUCAUCAGACACCUGGAGGACAACGGAGUGGACAUGAGCUCUAUGCAUCAGAUGAAGACCCAGCGGUCGUCCACUAUGCUGUCUGAUGUUAGGCAGCUGAUCAGCAGCGGAGGCAGCGUCAACCAGCACAAUGAAGAUGGAGUCACACUGCUGCACAUCGCCUGUGCCAGUGGUUAUAAGGAGGUGGUGUCUGUAUUGCUGGAGAAUGGGGCAGAUGUGCAGGUGUCUGACAGCAGCUAUUGGACUCCCUUACAUCUGGCGGCCAAAUAUGGGCAGACCCACAUUGUGAGCCAGCUGCUGAAACACAAAGCUGAUCCAACUCUUCUGAACUGCAACCAGGACAAACCCUCAGACAUAGCUGCAACAGAGCAAAUUGCAGAGAUGUUGCUGAGUGCCGAAGACUUCUGGAUACAAAGACAAGCAGAUCCCUCAGCCCUGCCUCCACUAUCAGAAAUUAGCUGCACAGAUUCGAGUCAGGACAACAGCCCGCCUGUUAAAAAACUGGCCACUAUGGCUCUACCCAUCUCCAGGAGGGACAGUCUGUUGGAGAAGGAGGCCAUGUUCAGGGACACUGGAGGAGCAUUGAUCAAACAAACUUCACUUGAUAAUGGACUGGAUGGAGCAUUUUCCAGUGCUGCAGGAAAGCUGGAGCAGGUCAAAUUAAUGCCUCCUGCCCCAAAUGAUGACCUCGCAUCUCUCAGUGAGCUCACGGACAGCAGCCUGUUGUACGAGAUGCAGAAACGUUUCGCCAAUGACCAGAUAUAUACCUACAUUGGACACAUUCUUCUCCUCAUCAACCCUUACAAGGACCUGCCUAUCUACUCUAAUCUUGUCAGUCAGUUAUAUCUGAGCUCCAGCGGGCGUCUCUGUUCCUCUCUCCCACCUCAUAUCUUCUCUUCAGCUGAACGUGCUUACCACAUGAUGCUACAGGAGCGACGUCCGCAGUGUUUCAUCAUCAGUGGAGAGAGUGGUUCUGGGAAGUCUGUGGCCUGUAAACACAUCCUGAAGCACUUGGCUGCUCGCUCAAGUUCUAAAGGCUUCGCUUUAGAACCACGAAUGAAGCAUGUGAGCGCCAUCUUGGAAGCGUUUGGCCAUGCUAAGACUCAGAUGAACUCCUCUGCGAGCCGGUUUAUCAAGUUAAUCUCAUUACAGUACUGUGAGAAAAGAAGAACUCUACUCAGAGCUCGUCUGUACACAUAUAUGCUGGAGAAGUCAAGGGUCAUCUGUGUACCACCACAUCAGCAGAACUUUAACAUCUUUUACCUGAUGGCUGAAGGACUUUCAACGGAGGAGAAGAGUAAUCUAUAUCUCAACAAUGUCUUGGCACAUAGAUGUCUGAAGACAGCAUCUUCAGAUGAAACUCCUGCGGUCGCUACGGCGUGUCCUCAGAGUAGAGAGAAGCUUCUGGCCCUUAAACAGGCUCUGCGUGCACUUGGCUUUAACAGACUGGAGGUGGAGAACAUGUUUGUGGUCCUCUCUGCGCUUCUGCACCUGGGAGAUCUGCGCUUCACCGCCCUUACAGACGCUGACACUGCGUUUGUGUCCGACUUACAGCUGCUGGAUAGAGUUGCUGGAAUGUUACAGGUGAACUCUGAGGAUCUUGGCUCCGCCCUCACCUCUGAUGUGCAGUAUUUUAAAGGUGAUGUCAUAACAAGGCGGCAUACGGUUGAAAUGUCCAACUGUCACAGAGACCUCCUGACCAAAUCUCUAUACGGACGACUCUUCAGCUUCUUAGUCAAUAACAUUAACUUUUACCUCCAAGGCCAAGAGGAAAGCAUUGGAGAUCCUGCACUAGAAAUAAGUAUUCUGGAUAUAUUCGGCUUUGAGGAAUUCCAGAGGAACGGUUAUGAACAGUUGUGCAUUAACAUGGUGAAUGAGCGGAUCAGACAGCACACGCAAGAGGUGCUCUUCCAGUAUGAGCAACAGGAAUGUCUACAGGAGGGGGUUGCCAUGGAGACGAUACGCUCCCUCGGCAACCAGCCAGCGGUACUGGACUUCUUCUUCCAGAAGCCUCAGGGUGUGCUGUGUAUCAUUGAUGAGGAGAGUCAGUCCCCCCGGCCGUGUGAAAUCAACCUUUAUAAGCGACUGCAGAUGCAGCUGGAUUCCUCCUGUACAGACUCGGUCUCCCUCACAACCAAGGAUGGCAAUGGGAACCCGCCACCCAAAGACCAGGGGCCAUCGUUUACAGUCACUCACUAUGCUAGCAAGAUGACCUAUGACCUGACCGGCUCGCUGGAGAGAAACAGGGAUGUUCUGCCACAAAACAUCCUGUUUGUUAUGAAAUCUAGUGAGAACGUGCUCAUUCAUCAGAUGUUCCAGUGUAAGCUGACUCAAACUGGAUCCUUGGUUCCCCAGCACCAGUGGCUGAAGCUGCGUGGGCCCAAAGGCACAAUGCUUAACAGGAGUGCUACGCUAACUCCUGCCAGAGACGCCAAAAAAUAUGUGGAACUUAACAAGCUCUUGAAGAAAAAGGGAGCGAUGUCCUUCCUGCAGAAGCUGGAGCGUUGUGGACCGGUUACUGUGGCAGUUCAGCUCAGGAACUCUCUGUCUGAGAUCACCAGUAAACUACAAGCAUGUACGCCUCAUUUUGUUCAGUGCGUGAGGCCCAACAGCGUCGGAAAGCCUGACGUCUUUGACAGCUUCCACGUAUCCUCUCAGCUCCAAUAUGUGGGGGUUCUGGAGAUGGUUCGCAUGAUCCGCUAUGGAUACCCGGUCCGACUGUCUUUCACAGGCUUUCUCAGCAGAUAUAGAGAGCUGGUGGACACCAUCCUCACCGACAAGAAGAAAGUGUGUGCGAAGGAGAAGUGUCGGCACGUUCUGCAACAUUGUAAACUUCAGGGAUGGCAGAUGGGCAACAGUAAGGUUUUUCUGAGAUAUUGGCAGGCCGAUCACCUUAAUGACCGUUGCCAUCAACUACACAGAAAAAUUAUUAUCUGCCAGAAAGUGGUACGUGGCUGGUUGGCCAGACAGCGCACCCGUCGCAGACUAAACUCUCGGCAACAGGAGAAGUGCAGUGUCCAGCGCUUCCUGCAGGGGGCGGAAGACUUGGGUAUGCGUGUCUACGACAGCCUGGUCAUCCAGAACGCGGCCGAUAUUGCACGGGAGAAUGACCGCUUGAGGGGUCACAUCACCGCACCACCGCUAGGCGAACGUCCGGAACCCGUUGGUAAAGAGGAGGACUCGCCCAAGAGGGUUGUGGAAAAAAGUGGAAGGGUUAAUGAUGUGGCAGGCCGUGGGGGGAGUCGUACAAUCCGACAUUUCCGCUCCAGCUCGGUGCCUCUCCCCCUGGUAAUGGACAGUUUGGUACAUUCCAGCAUUGGGACAUCAAUCAAAGCGGCUCUUCAGCCUGCGCCACACUCCAUUGAAGAGGGCAGUGGAGGAAACCUGUCUUCACCACGAAAGCAACCUCCUCCCAAACCAAAACGAGACCCCAAUACGCGCCUGAGUGCUUCGUAUGAGGCAGUGAGCGCAGGGUUGAGUAUUGCACCUAAAGACAGUCCUGCUGAGGGGCAGGCAUCUCCGUCUGGUAGUCCUCCUAAAACUCAGCUUUCGCCUUCUGAUCCUCUGUCCAAACCACGCCCUCACAGUGAUGACUACAGCACCAUGAAGAAAAUCCCACCCCCCAAACCCAAACGCAGCCCCAAUACUAAAUUGACAGGCUCCUACGAGGAGAUCUCGGUACCCUCCCCUGCACGUCCCACAGACAUGAAGCUGUUCAGCUUGGCACGAGGGGGCCACUGCUUGGGCCUCAUCCAGCGAGCAGCAUCUGCGGAUGGCCCUCACUCUUCUGUUCUGAGCCUCUACCCCUGUCAGGAUGAGGAGGACGUGUACAUAGAGAUGGUGGGUGCCUCGCGAGCCCUCGCCCUGGCUGACUCCCACAGCCCAGAGCUUAGUGAGGCAGUUUACGAGGAAAUGAAGUACUUCACUCCUGAUGAGGUUGGCCCAGCUCCGGUCGCCAAGCCUGAAGUGAUCAAUCCCACUCCCCUACCUGCCCCAGUGUUGGAAACCAAGAGGCCUGUUACCUUAAUGGAGCCCCCAAGUACAUUUGGGGUAAAACAACAGGCCAAGGACGGGACUUGUGACAUUCCAGCUCCGUUUCCCAAUCUCCUUCCCCACCGGCCCCCACUGUUGGUCUUUCCCCCAUCCCCUGUAACCUGCUCACCUGCUUCGGAUGAGUCACCCCUGACCCCUCUGGAGGUGAAGAAGCUCCCGGUGUUUGAGACGAACCUUAAUUACACCAGCCAGGAUGGAGGCAGCCCUCUCUCACCCCAGUAUGCCCGCCAAAGGGCGGACUCCUCCCCUAGUCUGUCCGUCUUAAUGCCAGACAAAUCAACGCCACCCUUGACUCCUCCACCACCCCCUCCUGCAGCUCUGCCACCUCCUUACCGCCCCCCUUCCCAUUUCCCUUUCCCCCCUGAGCCAAACUUCCUGCCCCAUAACCGUGCAUCAUCUGUGGCUAGCACAGAUAUGCCUAAAGUUUCUCACAAAACAGGGCACGGUCUGUCAGAGACUCCUCCAAGUAGCGCAAAGCCUCCCUAUUCCCCAGCGAAGACCUCACGUCCAGAACCACGCAGAGCUCACUCAUGUUCAUCCUCUCCUUUGCUCUUUAACCCUGCCAAUGGGCGACCCCUCACCAGCCCCCUAGAUGAGCUCAACACCAUUUUCAGCACAGGGCGCAGCUUGCUUCGUAAAUCCACCACGGGAAGAAAGAUCAGAGACAGCGGACUCUCAAAUUCCAACAUAAAUCUACCAGGUCGAGAGGAUCAAGGCCCCACCACUCCAUUGUCACAGUUACAGGACAAAAACGCCAACAACCACACCUCUCCCAACUCUUCAAACCCUGCUCCCGUUGAGAAUGGCAACCAAAUUUCUAAUGGUAAUGGGGCACAAGGGACGUUGGAAGACGAAGGGCAUCCGAAGUCGAACGCAUCCAGCACCUCAGUGUUACACAGACACAUGGAUAGUCACCACACUCAGGUGAUCCAGAGGUCACGUGUGAGUUGGGACCAUCGGGCCACUCUGCAGGAUUUAUUGCGUUGGCGGAGAAGUGUUUGCGAUGGUCGACCCGACUGGCAGAACGCAUGGCUCCAUGCAAACACCUCAUCCACCUUAACGUUGAAGAACAAGAGAUCCAUGACCAAAAAAGCAUCGUCCUAGUGAUUGUGGUCUUCCUGAGUCAAUCCUCGGUUAUCCCCACCUCACUCCUUAGGCCCGAUGGCCCUUUUUACGUUAAACGCUUGCCCUUAUCUAUGCAGGGCUAGAUUCUGAACUCAGGUAAGAAGGGCAUCCUAAUGUGAAGGUGAGAAGGUAGAUGGCCUGGCUUAUUUUCCUCUACCUUCUUUCCUCUCUUCUUUUGAGAAAAUAAAGGGAUCUAUGGAAACAAGAUUGCCCCACAACUUGUGCUCCAACUAAUGGCCAACUAGGACCAAAAACAUGAAGCCCCAAACCUUAAGGAUGGGAAUCAUCACUGGGCAGCCAAAAGAGGCACGGCUAUUUUUAACCUUAUUCAAAGUGACCGACAGUAACUGUUGCUAUGUUUGAAAGAUCCGAUCACAUUGCCUUGAUUGCAACACAUCAACGCUAAUCUUAGGGCUGUGCAAACAUCUAUCUGUGCUACUGCGUGCUAUAGUUUAAAUCUACAUAGUUGGCCAUAUUUUAGUUUAAAACUCUGGUGCUGGUCCUUCCACACGUGAUUGUUGUUGCCUGUGUGAAAAGUGCCAGAUCUGUCUCAACUCAAACACUGCAAGGCACACGGUUGUGACAGACAUCCUUAAAGUUUACAAGAUAAAAAGACCUCCGAGGUCUAGCUUUGUGAACAAUGUCCUUCAGGUUCAGAGAAGCAGCUACACCUUAUGCUUUCUUCAGGUGCUUCGGUUACCCUCCAUCAUUGGUGGCAACCAUCACACACAGGUUGUGACCUUCAGAAGAGGUCAGGGUUCAGGGAAAUAACCAGUAACAUCCCAGGUUCAUGACCUUUCCACCAGCUUCUGGAAUAUAUGUGUCUGUGUUAAGCUUUGCACACCGUACCCCAAUACACAACUCAAAGAUUUUUCUUGUUGCUCUGUUGACAACCGUUGAACAAACUGAGGAUGGAUGCUUUUAUCAAAUGGUUAAAGAGCACAAUUAUCCAAACACACCUGAAAUCUAAACCUGGAAUCUUACUGCCAAUUUGACACAAAUUAUCCGAAAACUCUACAACAUCUCCCAACAUUUUACUUCAAAGGUGCUCAUUUAAGAAUGCUGGGUUUUGUGGAUAAUGCAUGUCAGUACCUUGCUAGAUGACCUUCUGGCCUCACAAAAGUUUCAGACAAUCCAUCUCUCUCGUGGUUUUCCGUGCUUAAACGUACACAGGCGGCUCCAAACAGACUUCUCGAGAGACGUGGGAGAUUUGGUUUGUACAUAAAAUGGGCAGGUGCAGAUUUAUUGCCUGAAAUGACUACAGAAUAAAUAUUUUUGAACAUCGAAGACCAGUCGACCGCACCAUAAGCACAGCCACGUACCUGAUGUACAGGCAUUUUUAUUUUGAGAAUGAACAGGACUCACCGCCUGGUGCUUCACAUGUACUGGUUAUCAUCAGUAUGAUUGAAUGGGUAAUAUACAGAUUGUGAAGGCAGAAUGUAUUAUGAGUAUGUUGACAAAUUAUUGUCUAUAUAAUGGAAAGAGAUUGUUAAAUGUGUUUGAGGAGGUACUGCAAAUGCUAAGGCGGUUAGUUUUAUAGUGUGAAUAUCAUUUUAGUACAGAACGAUUGUCGUUUUUUUCAUGAUGAACUUUAUGCCCAUUCUCCAUCCCUACAAGACUGUGGUCAAUGUUCAGUAUGUAUAAAGAUCUAUAAUGUGUUGUACAGAUUGUUUGUGUUUGUGCAGAUAUGUUUGAGUUGCACUUUUGCCUCCCCGUUUGGUUUUAGCUCCAUGAAGCUGAGCGUCUAUUCAUUGCUGUUUGCUUAUUUUGAAGGUUGGAUCCUGUCUUGCUUUAAGAGGGUAUAUACAGAGUCCCCAAAUUACAGAGCAACGUUACACCACCUAAAAACAGCCCAAUAUGGUAUAGUGAGUGAUCAGAUCCAUGUUAAAAGUUGAAUGUACAUACAUGGUUCAAUACUGUGCCAAUGUCUUAGGCCACCAUGCCACCAUUAGAUCUGUUGUUUUGCAAUUGUUUAGUAAAAA
Messenger RNA from Misgurnus anguillicaudatus (oriental weatherfish), 8200 nucleotides. RefSeq names its product myosin XVI (gene myo16). Gene Ontology annotation, molecular function: ATP binding; protein phosphatase binding; actin filament binding. Lineage: Eukaryota; Metazoa; Chordata; Actinopteri; Cypriniformes; Cobitidae. Gene Ontology annotation, cellular component: myosin complex; nucleoplasm; perinuclear region of cytoplasm. The record is from RefSeq and is a predicted model, not a curated record. Gene Ontology annotation, biological process: negative regulation of G1/S transition of mitotic cell cycle; neuron projection morphogenesis; phosphatidylinositol 3-kinase/protein kinase B signal transduction.